UUGUAUUCUCUAGCAAAAAUGGCGUCGAUCUUAAGUGCAGAUAAAGCAUACUUUAGGUUCAUCAUACUCUUCUUCAACUGCUUAUUGACAUUUGGAUCCUACUUUUGUUUUGAUAUGCCCAGUGUUCUCCAGUCACAGUUUCAAGGGAAUUUCACCUGUGAGAAAGACAACAAGACAGAAGUGAAUAGUACCAAUACUACCUGUUGUGUAGACUGUCUAGGGAUGAACCCAGACGAGUACAAUUUACUCUAUGCUAUCUAUGCAUGGACGAAUGCUAUUGUUGUGAUUGCAGCAGGAUUUCUCGUGGAUAAAUUGGGAAAUAGAUUGGGAAUAUUUCUCUUCUCAUCCUUUUGUGUGCUGGGAUCAUCAAUAUUUGCCCUGGGAGCGAUGUUUCCUGGGACAUCAGUUUUACUGCCUAUCAUGUUGCUUGGUCGACUUUUGUUUGGUGCAGGAAAUGGCUCCCUCACAAUUGUCCAGAACCGUAUUACAGCCUUCUGGUUCAAAGGAAAGGAACUUGCUUUGGCAUUUGGCAUUACCCUGGCAUUUUCAAGACUAGGGAGUGUGCUGAAUUUCUUCACCACAGGAAACAUGUAUGCUGAGUAUGGUCUUUCAUGGACUCUCUGGAUAGGAGCUAUGUUAUGUGCUAUUGGAUUUUUCUCUGGAAUUGCUGUAAGUUUUUUAGACAUAAUGGGAAUUAAUCAGCUAGGGCGAAGUUCAGUUUUGGCACUUGAAUCAAAAAAAUUGCAUAUAACAGACAUUCGAUUCUUCUCACUUUCCUACUGGCUCCUGGCCAUCACAAUCAUGUUUUUCUACAAUGGGGUUUUUCCCUUUGUUGCUGAUGCAAGCAAGUUUAUUCAAGACAAAUAUGGGUAUGACCCCAAAUCAGCAUCCUAUGUGGCAGGAGCAGUGUAUGAUGUAUCGAUGAUUAUGUCACCAUUUCUUGGAGGAAUUAUAGAUGUCGUUGGGAAACGAGGAGUUAUGGCAGUUUUGUGUGCAGUCCUUACUAUUCCUGUUUUUGGACUUCUUGCCUUUACUAAUGUUUAUCCACUCGUGUCAACACUGUGGUUAGGUGUUACUUACUCAGUUGCAGCAGCAAGCUUAUGGCCAUCCAUUCCUUUAGUUGUUUCAAGAGCAACAAUUGGUACAGCUAUGGGAUUAACCACCUCUAUCCAGAUGAUAGGGAUAGGUAUUUCUAAUCUUUUGGUUGGGGUUAUUCUUGGAAAGAAUCAAGGGCACCUUCCCCAAUUGCUGGCUAUCUGGGGAGACUUGUCCUUCUCCUCCUUUCUUCCUCUAACUUCAAGUUCUCCCAGUAGAUUUGUGGGAGGAGUUCUUAAUCUGAGUAAGAAACAGAUGAAUCUGUUGCUACGUCGUUACGAAGAGGAAACUGAUGAAAGACCAUCAUCUGAUGUUACCUAUGAACAGACUGACCCAUCUGUCAUUCCUAACCCAGACUCUUCAGAUCAGGAUGCACUUAUAACAUAA
Molecule: messenger RNA, 1482 nt
Organism: Limulus polyphemus (Atlantic horseshoe crab)
Lineage: Eukaryota; Metazoa; Arthropoda; Merostomata; Xiphosura; Limulidae
Product: major facilitator superfamily domain-containing protein 1-like
Exons: 13
Coding region: 19-1482 (487 amino acids)
Biological process (GO): transmembrane transport
Molecular function (GO): transmembrane transporter activity
Source: RefSeq, a predicted model, not a curated record